AUGGUCAAAAACGUGCUUCUUUUAGGAUCAGGUUUCGUCGCUAAACCGACUGUCGAUAUAUUAUCAAAGACACCAGAUACCAAGGUUACUGUUGCUUGCAGAACUUUGCAAAAGGCAAAAGAAUUAGCCGGAAAUAAUGCAGACGCAAUUUCUUUAGACGUCACAGAUGAGAAGGCUUUGGAUUCUGCGGUUGCCAAAGCUGAUUUGGUAAUUUCUUUGAUUCCCUACAUCUACCAUGUUAAUGUUGUAAAGUCAGCUAUCAAAAACAAAAAGAAUGUGGUGACUACAUCUUAUAUUAAUCCUCAAUUGAAGGAAUUAGAGCAGCAGAUUAAGGAUGCUGGUAUAGUUGUGAUGAAUGAAAUUGGUUUAGAUCCGGGUAUCGACCAUUUAUAUGCUGUCAAGACAAUUGAAGAAGUGCACAAAAAGGGCGGUAAAAUCAAGUCCUUUUUAUCUUACUGCGGUGGCUUGCCCGCUCCAGAAGACUCUGAUAAUCCUUUGGGUUACAAGUUUUCUUGGUCCUCGAGAGGAGUUUUAUUGGCUUUGAGAAACUCAGCUAGUUAUUGGAAGGACGGAAAAAUUGAAGAAGUUAAGUCUGAAGAUUUGAUGGCAACUGCUAAGCCCUACUUCAUCUAUCCAGGUUUUGCGUUUGUCGCAUACCCUAACAGAGACUCAACAACCUACAAAGAAUUAUAUAAUAUCCCAGAAGCAGAAACUGUUAUCAGAGGGACUUUAAGAUUUCAAGGCUUCCCUGAGUUUGUCAAAGUCUUAGUUGACCUUGGAUUCUUGAAGGAUGUUGAAUCAUCUAGCUUUUCUAAACCCAUUCCUUGGAAGGAGGCAACUGCUCAAUUAAUCGGUGCAAAAUCAUCUAACGAAGAUGACUUGAUCAAGAAAGUGAGCGAGACUGCAACGUUUAAGUCUGAAGAAGACAAAGCAAGGAUCAUUUCUGGAUUGAAGUGGUUAGGAUUGUUCUCGGAUAAACCAAUUACACCAAGAAACAAUCCUUUAGACACUUUAUGUGCUACUUUGGAAGAUUUAAUGCAAUAUGAGGAGGGUGAGAGAGAUCUUGUUUGCUUGCAACACAAGUUCGGAAUUGAAUGGAAGGACGGUGAAAAGGAAGUAAGAACGUCUACUUUAGUAGACUAUGGCGAUCCAAACGGAUAUUCUUCUAUGGCUAAAUUAGUAGGUGUUCCUUGUGCUGUUGCAGCCCAACAAAUUUUGGAUAAUACUUUGAAUACACCAGGAUUAUUGGCACCAAUGAGUUCAAAGAUUAAUGACCCACUCAUGAAAACUUUGAAAGAUGAUUAUGGUAUUUAUUUGGUGGAAAAAAAUGUAUCAUAA
Molecule: messenger RNA, 1338 nt
Organism: Priceomyces carsonii
Lineage: Eukaryota; Fungi; Ascomycota; Pichiomycetes; Serinales; Debaryomycetaceae
Gene: LYS9
Product: saccharopine dehydrogenase (NADP+, L-glutamate-forming)
Exons: 2
Coding region: 1-1338 (445 amino acids)
Cellular component (GO): cytoplasm
Molecular function (GO): saccharopine dehydrogenase activity
Source: RefSeq, a predicted model, not a curated record